GCAACAAAUGACUGAAUGAGAGGUAUCAUGUGUAACACCGUGCUGCUGUGCUGCUGGGCUCUACAAAUGGUUCUCACCUCCGGUAUCUCCAGAGCUGAAUUGGAUUCCAACACUGUUAGCAAGGAGGCCACAUACACCGACCUUGCCUUCCUGAGCAGGGGCAAAGCCCUGCUUUCUGCCACAGGUUGUGGAGCUCCAGUCAUCGCCCCUGUUGUCACAGGCUAUACUCGAAUUGUCAAUGGUGAAGAGGCCAUUCCAGGAUCCUGGCCCUGGCAGGUUUCCUUGCAGAGUGGCACUGGAUGGCAUUUCUGCGGUGGCUCCUUGAUCAAUGAAAACUGGGUCGUCACUGCCGCGCAUUGUGGUGUGAGUACUGAAGAUUUUGUUAUUGUGGGUGCCCAUAACAAAAGCACAAAGGCAGAAGUGAACCAGAUGUCCAUGUCCAUUGCCAAGGUCAUUACGCAUCCAAAGUGGAACAGAUUCACCAUUAAUUAUGACGUAGCUGUGGUAAAGCUGGCAUCUCCUGCUCGUUUCAACAGUCAAGUAUCCCCCGUCUGCCUCGCUGCGGCAUCAGAUAACUACCCCGAUGGAAUGAUGUGCGUCACAACAGGAUGGGGAAGAAGCAAAGCUUACCCUAUUGAACGGCCUGACAGACUGCAGCAAGCGGCACUUCCUCUGCUCAGCAAUGCUAACUGCAAGCACUACUGGAAUAAUAAAAUCACGGACCUGAUGAUCUGCGCUGGUGCAGCUGGUGCUUCUUCUUGCAUGGGUGACUCUGGCGGUCCGCUCGUCUGUCAGAAGGACAAUGUCUGGAACUUGGUCGGCAUCGUUUCCUGGGGCAGCGGGUUCUGCUCUACCAAGAGUCCCGGGGUCUACGCCCGUGUGACGGAGCUCCGAAGCUGGAUCGAUGAGACCGUCGCUGCUAAUUAAAUGCAAAUCCCGAAUAUGAACCACAAAGAUAAAUAAAUGAAUAAAUUCAA
This is a messenger RNA of Leucoraja erinaceus (little skate), 977 nucleotides long. Its product is annotated as chymotrypsinogen 2-like. NCBI's taxonomy places the organism in Eukaryota, Metazoa, Chordata, Chondrichthyes, Rajiformes, Rajidae. The record is from RefSeq and is a predicted model, not a curated record. The coding region runs from base 16 to 927 and encodes 303 amino acids. Gene Ontology annotation, molecular function: serine-type endopeptidase activity. The transcript is spliced from 8 exons. Gene Ontology annotation, biological process: proteolysis.